AUGCUCAACCAAAUAUCACCGAAAGGGCCUGAUCCAGUAACGUACUCAUGGUUUCUCUGUGGUUCUCCAUGGCCAGUCAUUGCAAUCACCCUCGGCUAUGUCAUCUCUGUCCCAUUAGGGAAAAAAUGGAUGGCCAAUCGUGCGGUGCCAUUCAAUAUGCGAUCAAUUAUUGUCCUAUAUAAUUUAAUCGCCGUUAUUGUUAAUGCUUACGUCGUAGUAUUAGCAGUCGAAACGUUAACUUUGAAACCGUAUCGCAUCUAUUGCCAACGUGUCAUGCACAACAAAGAAGAUCUUCCGUUAUCCAAGGCAGUUUGGUGGUAUUAUAUCUCGAAAGCAUUUGAAUUUUGGGAUACAUGGUUCUUUAUUUUGAAUAAGAAAUUCUCUCAUAUUAGUGUCCUGCAUGUUUAUCAUCAUGCGACAAUGUUUCCCAUUUGGUAUCUGGCAACACGUUAUACACCUGGCGGUGAAGUGGCAUUACCCGUAAUUGUUAAUGCUUGUGUGCAUGUUGUUAUGUAUUCUUAUUAUGGCUUAGCUGCUAUGGGUAUUCAACGUAACCAAUUAGCUCGAGUUAAACUUUUCGUAACAGUUAUUCAGAUAAGUCAAUUUGUUGCUGCUGCGAUUGGAUGUAUGUUUCGUUUUCAUACGAUGUUCUUUAAAAAGGAUAAAGCAUGCUAUGAAUUUCCUGUUCUAUUUGUUUUAAUAUUUCUUGCGCAUUCGACCUCGUUGCUGUUUCUGUUUCUCAACUAUUUCUUUCAGGAGUAUGUUUGGAAACGCAAUUCGAAACAUCGUGAAUCAAGUUCGAAGAAGAAAAAUGGGUACAUUACAACUGACAAGCGUGACUAG
This is a messenger RNA of Adineta ricciae, 843 nucleotides long. The record is from the annotation of a GenBank genome assembly. NCBI's taxonomy places the organism in Eukaryota, Metazoa, Rotifera, Eurotatoria, Adinetida, Adinetidae.